AAAAGCGCGCCGGUUCGUUUUCAAUUCUGCGUGCCAUGUGCCAUACUUCGAAACAAAUUUCACAGCUGUUUAAUUCAAGUGUACUGUUUGAGUACACAGAUAGAAAUGUAGUGGGACAUUUGUGUCUAUCAGCAAGCAGGAGUUAAUCGUCAAUCCACACACUUGUGCCUAUCUUUCUUUCUGCGGCGCAGAGAUUUGAAAAGAUGGCGGGGAUCCCAGCUGGAUACGACGAUGAUAGUUUCGGUUCAGACGAAGAUGAGAUCGUUUUUGCGGACGACGAAGGAUUUCCAUAUGCAGAACAAAACGGUCACGUACACGAUCACAUUCCUGAGCGCAGCGUCCCAUAUCAACCGGCUGUCAAGAGCCUGGACCGCGUCUCAGGACGUCCCUUGGAGGAUAUUCGUAUUGCAGCGUCUCAGGGAAAUGUAAAGGUCCUGGAGCAGCUGUUGCAAGAAGGAAUACAUCCGGACGCGACACUGAAGGGGCACUGGACACCGUUACUACAAGCAUGCACCGCAGGAGCUGCAGAUGUGGUUGAUCUCUUGCUCAGAAAAGGAGCUAACCCUAACUUCAGCCACGACGGAGUAACUCCCCUGGUGGCCGCAUGUGGCUCUCGAAAGGACUCCGAGGACUCUGUCCUCGCUUGCGUCGAAAGUCUACUGCGACACGGGGCCGAAUGCAAGGGACACGACCGGCAAGGAGUGACACCCCUGAUGCUGUGUGCUCGAGAAGGCUAUCUACGGGUCAUGCAGUGCCUGCUCGACGAGGGAACGAGCGUAGAUGCGCAAGACAGUCGCGGCUGGACGGCUUUAUGCUGGGCUGCUCACGAGGGGCAGGGGAGGGCAGCUAGGCUCCUGAUGCGAUUCAAGCCAGACCCCGUUCGCUCUGUGACAUUGGCGGGGCAGACGCCGUCGGACCUGGCACUCCUGCAGGGCUACGACAUUCUGGCCGACAUUCUCUCUAAGUAUGAGACGAAGGGCGAACCGGGCAAUGCAGAAGUUAAGGAUGCACUCACACCGAGGUGGAGUGCGUCUGUGUCUGGAGACGUGGAGCUCUUUCUUGGCUCUCUCAACCUCUGUCACCUGGUAGAGGUGUUCCAGAAGCACAAGAUAGAUUUCACACAGCUACUGGAGUUGGACGAUCACGAGGCCCUCAUAGAGAUGGGUAUCGACAGUGUUGAGGAGAGAGAGAAGAUUCUCGAAGCCGUACGAACAGCGCGCAAGUUUCACAAGCCACACGCGACGAAAUCCGACAAGGCUGGAGCAGGUGACGUGUCGUCAUUCUUGUCGGCCCUGGGCCUGUCGUCCCUACAACCCCUCUUUCAAAAGAUAUCCUGGGACAAGCUGGUUCUGAUGGAUGACCCCGCAUUAAAAAAGGUUGGCGUGUCGCAAGUGGGUCCGCGGCGAAAGAUCCUCGAAGGCAUCCGCAAGGUCCACCUCUCUCCGUGGCAGAAGAGCAGCCUGCGCGACUUGCGCCACAGCAAGAACAUCACGUGUCCAGAUGCAGUCUCUCUCAUGAGCAACAUCACCUCCCACCUGCGGCACGUGGUGCUUUCCGUCCGCUUCCUGCGGCAGGAGAUAGUCAAAGAUCCCAACAUCCUGGCCCUCGGCAGAGACCUCUGCAACGUCAGGCACCUGGACGAAGGGAGCCGCGAAGCUCGCGAGGGCACGCAGGCGCUCACGCAGGAACUGGACGCCCUCCUGCAGGACGUUGCGCGGGUGUCCGGCACGGUGGACUUCUUGCCGCACUGGCCUCCGACGCAGAAAGACGCGAAGAAGAACGGACGGCGGACAGCAUUCGGAGCAGCUGUUGUUGUGGUUGCUGCAGGAGCAGCCUUCUGGUUUAGGCGUGUACACAGGGCAGCGUCGUGAUUCGCUCUUGGGUGUAGAUAUUUUAAGGAUAAACUUUGAUCGACAUUGCAAAAUUGUGUUGCUGUUUGUAAGUACGUUACGCAGCGGUCAACAGUCUUUUGUGGCUUGAUUCUCGUUGGCGUUGGGGUCUUCUUUCUCCAAGCUGAAAGACAUAGAAAACUAAUGCAGUAACGUGCAAUUACGAAUGUCACCCAUCUUGCGAUUUCGACAUCCAAUCACCCCAUUGUUGAGGAACGGAUAAUAUACUGUCCCAUAGGAAAUUGAACGUCAUUUCCAGCAAAUGCCAUUCGUAUGCUGCUGCACUGCAACGUAUAAUGACAUUUGUUUUCGGUCUCUCACGAACCAAGUACUCUUGCAUAUGUGUAGUGGAGUUUAAAAACAAAGCAACUCAAACAAAACAAGUCAAACAAAAAUAAGAAAAACACAUUUUUUCAA
Messenger RNA from Ornithodoros turicata, 2306 nucleotides. Its product is annotated as ankyrin repeat, SAM and basic leucine zipper domain-containing protein 1-like. The record is from RefSeq and is a predicted model, not a curated record. The transcript has 13 exons. Gene Ontology annotation, biological process: piRNA processing. Gene Ontology annotation, cellular component: pi-body. Gene Ontology annotation, molecular function: protein binding. Lineage: Eukaryota; Metazoa; Arthropoda; Arachnida; Ixodida; Argasidae. Bases 204 to 1871 code for a protein of 555 amino acids.